AUGGCCGGAAAUCAUCUUCCCUCAGACAUGGUCCUCGCCUACAAACGAUACAAACGAGACACAGAAGCAGUGGCUGGCUGGCUGGCUCAGAAAGCAACACAGCUGGGCUACAUUGCUGCAGCAUCAGCCUCCCUGCCAAAGCAGCCUAAGCUCAAAGGAAGAGCACGCAAGCUUGCCAGAGAUGCCGCCAAACAAGCCCCACCAAUUGAAGCGAAAUACUCCUACGCAGUCAAGACCACUGAAUUCGUGGAAAUGGCACGUAAAGUCGUCAAUGCUCGUCCAAAGAUCAUUCUCAGUCGAUCUCUACGAACAAUGUGGGAACGAGCAAUUCGAGCCAGACGACACUUCAGUGCCUGGUUCAAGUCCAGAGCCAGUACCGAUCCGUUGGCCGACGAAAAACACUCACACUUCACUACUGUAUUAGAAGCCGCCCUCGAGAUCCUCAAGCCAUGCUAUGAGCAACUGGAGACCCCCAAGCAAGACUCCAAAGUGAAACAAGAGUUGGAGGAGACAAAUCUUGAGCAGCUAAACAACAUGUUUCAGCAUCUUGAUGUUGAGGACACAACGUCCGAUGAAGAGUCGGAGCAAGCAGAGCCCACAACCAAAAAACCAGUGCCAUCAACUGCACCACGGGCACACAUCGAUUUCGACGACGAAGAAGCAGAAGCCGAGUUCCUCUUCGCAAUUUGGUCAUUCCUUCAAGAUGUCACAGCAGUCAGAGUAUAUGUGGCCUGCACCUGGCAACUCUAUUCCGCCGGAUCAGUCGAACUCAUGCAGGCCGCCAGCGUCACAAAUCUCGGGGUUGAUCUCGUCCGAAGAGCAGAGGCUGACUUUGAGGCAACCUUACAACGUCCGCCGAAAUAUCCUGCCUCAAAAUUCCCAACAGGGUCCCUUCCAUUCCUCAUUUUUAAGCUCCAUCUGCCAGCUGCGAAUGGAGGGAAUGCACUUGACUUUGAUCCUGACCAGCCGUCGACAAUCAUCAUUUGUGGCUGUGAAAUAUGUGAUAUGCUGAUGUAUAUGCCAUGGGUAAUGGCCAAAAACUAUAUUGAAGUCCUGCAAGAGAUUCCUCCCACGUUUCCAACUUCGAACAACGACUUCCGUGUGGAGGUUCCUGGGUUCUCUCCCGGAAACAUCUUCCAUUCGGAAUACUACCACGCAAAGAACCCUAGCCAAAAGGCCGAAACCCAGUUGCGUGAGAUUUUCCCUACAUGCUGCAUGCUUUCCUUGAUGCUCAGACGUGCUUUUAUCGAGGACGAAAUCCUCCAUGCCGCCCGUCACAUAUUGGAGAACCACAAUGUUCCCUUGUGGGUCAGUUUCGCAUUCCAGAUCCAGCUGGACGUCCAGCGACUUGAUUCCCUCAAAUCCAUUCCGGCAUUCAAAGACUUGAAAGAGACGUUCACAGAGACUAAAUCAAGAUACAAAGGACAUCGGAAGUGGUCAAAAUCUCUCGAAUCCGAGAUCUGGGACCCGUCUUCCGAGGACCAUGUUCAUAGCAUCGUGAAAGAGUUUGGAGACUGGAUUGAAGGGACAAGAUGCGGCAGAGCUGAUCCGUUGGAAAUCAAUUCUAGGCUUGCAGAGGGGGAUGACAUUGCAGCCGCCUUGAACAAUUCAGGCAGGGUGCCGUUGCUCGAACUCUUCCCUUUGACCUGCGGGACGAUGAAGACCGAGAUGACCCUCGAAUGGCACGUCUUGGGUCUCAGACUUGUCAACAACGCCGGUCAUGUAAUCAUGAUCUGCCACCUGUACAAUGCGUUGAGAUCGAUCAAUGAUGAAGCUCCGAUCUGGCCUGACAUGGAGCUAGUUAUCAGGAACCAGGACCCUGCCAGAGUCUUUGUUGGCCCGAGACCAAACAACGUAGAAGACGCGUACAAGCGAAUCUUCCUUGCCAUGGGCAUGUCUGCAGGCAGUCUGGCUCGGGACUCCAGUGGCAUGACAUUCAAGAAGAAGAAUGCUAAGCGACAUGAAUACCAGAAAGCCUCUAUCGCAGGAAACCUCUUCGAUCGGUGGAUGGGAAAGGAGUCGCGCAAGGUUGACGAAGCAGCAUACCGCCUGCAACAGAUGCUGUCUGACGGCAAGUACAAGCAUGAUUUGCUCUACAAACUGUUUGUGCUUCCAAGAUCCGAGUCGGAUGAUGGCGAAGCCUUGUCCAAGCUGGUUCUCCUGAACACGAAGAUGGUUCGGACGCUGGUGAACUUGUCGCAGGGCUUCACUGCCGAAAUGCCCGCCUUCAUGUUUGACUAUUUUUCCAUGGAGCGUCGGUGCUUUUCAAUCUUUCAACAACUGCGGGAGGCGUAUCGCACGAGACUGGAAAAACAUGAUGGCCCUUUCUCGAAACAAGCGGAUAAGGCCAACAAUCCUGUAUCCCUGACCCUCGCAAUCAUGGGCUCGGCACGUGAUGCUGAACAAAUGACACGUAACAUGAGAUCCAACAAGGCCGAGAACAAAGCUUGGGGACCAGCCCUAGCGAAGCACAUCAAGUCUCAGUUGGUGGGAUUCACAGAUGAGAAGAGCCAGGACUUGGUAGAUGAGGUCCUCCAGCUUACCAAGCAAGGCCGUGCUGCUGAGCUGCUUCAGAAGUAUGUGGAUAUCUCUGAGCAUGCCAUGGCUCGAAAUACCUUUCAGCCAAUGCUUGCAACCCUUCAGAAAUUCCUCAAAGCAGGCGAUGGCGACCGAGAGAUCCGGAAACUGCGACAAAGAGUCCGCGACACAAGUCACGGGAUCUUCCUCUUUCGCACUGCUAGUCUUCAGGCGCUCUAUGGCUCGCCCGUAAGUGACGCCUGGAAGGGCAUUGCCAUCCCGGAAGACCACAUCAAGUCGGUGCUAUCGUGCAGCGCAGACGAGCCUGCUCUUGUUGUGUUGACGAUACUAUGCCUACGUCAGAAAAAGGUCAUGUGCGGCGAAGGGGAGGAUUCUCAUGCGGCGAGUCUUUUGAAAGAUUUCAGUGCUCCUGAACUUGAAAAGUACGCUGCGUCGAGGAGGCGUCAGCCAAAGAGUGCGGAAGCAACCGAAGUAAAGGAGGACUGGGAGAAGAUUGCCGACAUCUACGGAAAGGAGGGCCGUGAUGCAAAACACUGA
Exophiala xenobiotica is the source of this 3075-nucleotide messenger RNA. RefSeq lists its product as uncharacterized. Bases 1 to 3075 code for a protein of 1024 amino acids. Lineage: Eukaryota; Fungi; Ascomycota; Eurotiomycetes; Chaetothyriales; Herpotrichiellaceae. The record is from RefSeq and is a predicted model, not a curated record. The transcript has 2 exons.